This is a messenger RNA of Rotaria socialis, 744 nucleotides long. The record is from the annotation of a GenBank genome assembly. Lineage: Eukaryota; Metazoa; Rotifera; Eurotatoria; Philodinida; Philodinidae.
AUGUCCAACAGUCGCACUCCACAUCCACCACCCUCAAGGUUUCCUCCUCGACCUCCUAGAGCUCGUCCAUUCGAAUUAAUUGCGAUGCAGCCUCCUGUUAGGCAUCAUGGUUAUUCAAAUAAUUUUAAUUAUUCUCAUACUUCUCGGCCAAACGUACCACGUGACGAACUAGAUAGCCAGCUAGUUCGCUUAGGAGUUUUCAAAUCAAAUGAGGAGUCAGCAGCACCUGGAUCAAAAUUUCUUACUCAAGCAUAUGAUGGUAUUCACAAUGAGUCUCGUGGGACUGGUGUAGCGAAACAUGUAAUUGCCGAUGGCAAAUUAGCUAUUUUUGGUGCAUCGACUGGUCAAAGAUAUGCAUUUAACAUGCAAGUAUUGCUGUUUUAUCAACGAGAGCGAAGAAGUUUUGUUGAUGGUGAUGUAUUGCCAAUUUUUUACAAACUCGUACCAUCCGAAAAGAUUCGAACCAAGCGACGAAAUAUCGAUAUUGAAUCAGAUGGUUCAACUCUUAGCGCAAAUCCACUUCUGAAUAGACUAAUCAAAGAAAAUAUUGCUAAAUCAGGAGAUGUUAACCGACCACCUCAUGUUCGAGCUUUAUAUGUAAAAAGGGCUCAGAAACUAUCACGUAUAAUUGAAAAUACACAUUUAUAUUUAACUGCAAUUUAUUUGUUAACCAGUAAUGACUUUGAUUUAUUCAAUUACGUUUCCUUUCGUGAAGGUAGCGAAACAGCACACUCUAUUGAAUGA